AAACCAGCACCAUCAUACUCAAGGCAUCAUGAAGGCUGCAUUUAGGUUCAUCUUCAUUCUGCUGGCUCUCUGGUGCUGCUUCUUUACCUCAGGCAUGUCUCAUUCUCGUGAGCCACAGGUUGACUGCAGUGGUUACAAGAAACCUUCUGAUAGGACCAAACCCACAAGAUGCACCCUGGAGUACUUCCCAAUAUGUGGCACCAAUGCUCAAACAUACACCAACAAAUGCCUCUUCUGCAGCGCAGUGGUGGCAAGUCAAGGGAAGAUCCAUUUUAAGCAUUAUGGGAACUGCUGAAUCAUUGCCACUGAUGACCAGUGGAAACAUGCUUUAUCCAUCUGACAUGGCAGCCUUGCUCAUCUCACUCCACCCUGGUCCAUUCUAAUCCACUCAGACACUUCUUCUUUUCAAUAUGUUGGUUUAAAA
Sceloporus undulatus (fence lizard) is the source of this 424-nucleotide messenger RNA. Its product is annotated as ovomucoid-like. Bases 29 to 295 code for a protein of 88 amino acids. Gene Ontology annotation, molecular function: protein binding. The record is from RefSeq and is a predicted model, not a curated record. The transcript is spliced from 4 exons. Lineage: Eukaryota; Metazoa; Chordata; Lepidosauria; Squamata; Phrynosomatidae.